Molecule: messenger RNA, 1048 nt
Organism: Papaver somniferum (opium poppy)
Lineage: Eukaryota; Viridiplantae; Streptophyta; Magnoliopsida; Ranunculales; Papaveraceae
Exons: 2
Coding region: 77-853 (258 amino acids)
Biological process (GO): microtubule-based process
Cellular component (GO): dynein complex
Molecular function (GO): dynein light intermediate chain binding; dynein intermediate chain binding
Source: RefSeq, a predicted model, not a curated record
CCAUCUUUUUGAAAAACACACAGAAAUGCCUUCAAAAGACUUGGUUGAGCUUAGUUGAAAAACAAAGAAGACAAUCAUGGAACCAACCCACAAGAAAACAUACCAUAGUGAUGGCAGAUCUUCCUUUUCUUCUUCAUCUGCUGUCAACAAGAACAAUUGCUAUACUAAAACUAAUCACCAAAAACCGAUGGCGGAUCCUCUAGUCUUGUAUCUGAAGUCUCCCACACUCUCUAUCAAUGCAGCCAACGAUUCCUCUCCCCAUGACAAAACCCAAGACUCGAAACCCAGCAGCAAAAUAUCUACCAUGGAAAAACUUGUACAGAUCAAACAGGAAAUAAAAGAGAAGGUGAAAAACCAACAAAUGGAAGGAGGAGGAGAAAGGGAUAUAGAAGAGCCAAUAAAGCGUCUUUCAAUUAGCAGCGGAGAUGGAGCGGGUGUUGUGAGGAAGACGGAAGUAAAAGUAUCAUCACUAAACCGAUUUUCACAGAUGGAGUUGGAUGAGUUCUUCUCCAGGCUUGGUGCACGGAUUCUGGCAUUAGAUAUGCCUCCGUUUAUGCAGAUCCAGGCUGUUGGUCACGCUCGUAAUGCUUACAAUGGACGAGACAAGUUUUCUUCACGGGCUCUUGCUUCUACCCUCAAGAAGGAAUUUGAUGAAGAUUAUGGAGCAGCAUGGCAUUUUAUAGUUGGAACAAGUUUUGGGUCAUUUGUAACUCACUCCGUUGGAGGUUUUUUGUACUUCUCAUUAGAUUAUUGUAGUACUGGUAGUCAUCCUCAUAACCCAAAAAGUCAUCAUAAGAAGAAGAUGUACAUACUCAUGUUCAAGACUAGUGUGCAAAAGUCUUCUGCUAAUUGAUCAAAACAAAUGGAAUGGGUCUCUUGUCUUGUGAGAGGCAUUUUUACCUGAUUCCUUGUGUAACACAACCAUUUCAGCUAUCAUCCAUGGCAGUUGUCAUCAUGGUCUUUAACUCUGAAUUGACCCUUCAAUUCAGAAAACUCAUCAGUGAUAUGGACUAUGAGUAUGUUUUACUAGGCGAUUGUAGUUUUUUAC